Manduca sexta (tobacco hornworm) is the source of this 7207-nucleotide messenger RNA. Its product is annotated as protein cps3. Gene Ontology annotation, molecular function: metal ion binding. The record is from RefSeq and is a predicted model, not a curated record. The transcript has 10 exons. Bases 218 to 1591 code for a protein of 457 amino acids. Lineage: Eukaryota; Metazoa; Arthropoda; Insecta; Lepidoptera; Sphingidae.
AUUGGAAGCCAUUUUGUUUAUUUCAUUCAGUUUGUGUAAUGGUGUAUCUAGUUUAUUGGUCUCUGAUGGUGUAACACGCAGUCACAUCAGUGCCCUUUUAAUGAACCACUGAACUUGAAAUCCUAUGUCUGAAUAAAUCUUGACAAAUCACUAAGAUAGUGUGCCUGACAGUUUAUAUGUUUAAAAGCGCGAGUGACUAUUUACGAAAGCAUAAUAAAUGCAAACUUCGGAGAUAGAUAACAAAAAUAAUAAGACGCAUCAUGAUGAUGAGGCAAUCAACUUUCGGCCUUCGCCGAACUUUAAACACAUGAAAAAAUAUCUUAAAUCUAAAUUUGAAGAAUCUAGUAAUCCAUCAACACCUAAUGGUAAUGAUGAUCAGCAUUACAGCAACGAUUCACAGGAAGAAGUUAACGGCAAUCAUGGAGAUAUUCAUCCACCUUUGCCACCAAAUCCACCCCCACCAGAUAGUCCACCGACUUUUACAUCAAAAAAAGAAGUAGAAGAUGAUGAUGACGAUGGUGAUGAUGAAGAUUAUAGUGAAUUAGUAAAUACGUCAGAUAUGUCGUACCAUACUAGUAAAUCUGAAGAGAUGGUGACUGACAUCAAAAAUAGUCAGCCUAAGGAAGAAAAAGGAAAAGAGGGAGAGGAAAUUAUGUGCCGAAAUUUUAUACGCGGCACCUGUAAUAGGGGCGCGUCGUGUAUAUUCGUCCACAAAGUGAUAUUAUCACAGUUGGACAAUGUCUACAAAUUUUGUAAUGAUUUUCAAAACUCAGGUUGUAAAAGACGUAAUUGUAGAUUCGUUCACGCAACGGUAUUCGAAAGGGAAUCUUUUCGGAGAACAGCAUAUCUGCCGCCGCAUGCUUUUAGUCACCUAAAAGAAAAUAAUAAUAUUCAGACGCCGACCCCAGCUGAAGCUUCGCCCGUGAAUACAAUCCGGGCCCCCGACAGUCAUCAACCGCCUCCUCCAAAACUUGACAAUGUCACGCCACUGCCUGUAAUAACUUGUGCCCCAGCCGCGAGUGUUGACUCCAGGACCACGAUCGGCGACGUGUUCCGCACAGUUAAUGUGCCUGAAAGUAACCCUUUAAAGCGGGAAUGGACAGAUAUGGAUGACUUCAGCAGCUCACCGCGCGACUUCGACUGCAGUGAACCGACUAAGAAAUGCAAGCAUUGCGAUAUUAAUGAGUUCAGGUCGCAACUCAUUAUUACUAAAACGAAAAAACUUAGGCAAAACAAUGAAGACUUGAACAACAAGAUAACUUUAAUUAACAGUAAGGCGCAGAGACUCUGGACGGUGUUAACAUCGAUUAUAAAGUCAGCGUCGCAAAAGUCAAAAAUUCCUGGCAAUGGCAGUAGCUUCUUGAAUAUUACUGAGGAUACGAAACAGGUACUGAGAGAACAAGUCGCGAUGCUUUCUUCGAUGUCUGCCUUCAACGAAGACAAUAACAAGGUAUUAAGGGAUCAAAUCGCCAUGCUAUCGUCUACUGAAGAAAACAAGAUUACAAAUUCUGGGAACCCUGGCUUCCAGAGCUUCCUCACCAAGCUGUUAAUCGGUUCGAUAGACCCAUUGCUUUCUCCCGACGCGUCCUGAUGUAAGACAUCCGAUGUAUCAUUGAGUGUACAUCCGAAUACGCCUAGCACAAACAAGGAAAACAAUAUUACGCCAACAACAGUCGCCCCAAUACCGACAUCAAGUACGUGAGGUUUAUGUGUUUACGAACAAUUAUUAUCAGCAAUAAUUAUUAACAUUCACAAAAGUGCGUUUAGCUAGCAUUGACCUUAAGACAUUUUAUUGUAAUUCGUUGAACUUGCCGUUACGCAAUUCUAAAACUAUUAUAUUGAAUUAAGACGAACAUCAAUAGUAAUAAAUAUUUUAUAUUAUUGACAUAUGUAGGCAUUCGGUUGACUGUAUAUCAUUCUUGAAAUGAGUGAAUUGUCUGUAUUCAAUAUGAGACUGUCACAAGCACUGUAAGUAGUCCCAUAGUGGACCGUAAAGCGAUGUUUCAUAAAUAUAAGCCAUCAAGAUAAAACUCUUAAAUCGGCCUUAAUGGUCUCAUAAUAAAUACAGGGUGUUCCGAGUAUAAUGGAUGACACCUAGGGAGUAUAUCAAGUGAGCGGACAGCGAAAAAUAUUGUGGUUCUGAAAUUCGUUUAUGUUCAGCCUAUUUGUAGAGUCAGUAGAUGUGACUGAACAUGUGAUAUUUGCUAACAUGGGUUUUAGUUAAAAAAUUAUGGUAUUAAAGAAUUCAUAUCAAAUUCAAAGAUUUUAACGAGCAAGUUAUGAUUUAAAAUAAACCGCUUUCCAAAAAGCCUUUCUCCUUUCUUAUAAUCCUUCUUAUCACCGUAGAUUUUUAUUUUAAACAUUCUGAAUCUUGAAAUCUGAUUUCUUGCGGAAGUUAAAAGGCAUAUUUGCUGAAACUGAAACGAAUAGGCAGUAUAUGAUCGAUUUCACAGCAUCACCUUUUUUUUCGCAGUCCGGUGCACCAGAAAUACUUCCAUUUAUAAUGAUGCUUAUGAGGCAUUCAACGUGAAGCGAGCACGCAGAAAAAUUUGAUGUCUCAGAUUUUCAUAAUAUUUGAUUAUGUUAUACCUGUAUGUGUCCUCGAUCCAGAUACAAAAUAUUUUUAAAGUAUAAAGUCUGGUUACCCAGUUAAAGGGCUUUGAAAUUUUGACUGGCCGGCUGGUAUACCCCUCUUCGAAUCACAUUAUCAAGUUUAAGUAAAAGUAAAAGUUACAAUAUAAUAAAUAAAGCAGUAUAUUAAAUACUUUAUUUAAUGAGCUUUUUUAUUGUAUGUUUGGAAAAUGAUUUUUUUUUUAUUUAUUUUUAAAGUUUCAAAACUUGAAUUUCACAAUGUUGGCAUAUUUAUAUAUUUUUAAUUUUUUGUUCUAAAAAUAGCUGGUAUUGUAUAUAUAAUCCCUGCGAAAUUUCAUAAUAGGCUGAGAAGUCGUUUAGGAGCUAGACCGGUUACAGUUCCGAAGCGCGGCAAUUUUUACUAGUUCGCACUUUCUGGCGCCUUAAAUUGUGAAUUUUUUUUUUCAAAAACAAUUCCUUUUUCCAAAGAUACAAAAAAAAAUCUCAUUUAAAAAAGUAUUUAUUUCAUUGCUUUAUUUACUUUAUUGUAACUUUUAAAAACUUGAUAAUGGGAUUCGAAGUGGGGUAUACCAGCCAGCCAGUCAAAACUUCAAAGUCCUUUAACUCGCUAACCAGACUUUAUACUUUAAAAAUAUUUUGUAUGUGCAUCAAGCGCACAUACAGGUAUAACAUAAUCAAAUAUUACAAAAAUCUGAGACAUAAAAUGUUUGCGUGUCCGCUUCACGUGGACUGCCCCUUAUUUAAGAGUCUUGUAUUGUUUUUAGUUCAAAAAAAACUGUACGCUUUCAAAGGGUUUGUAUUUAUGGAACAUUUUCUGCAGCCCACUGCGUCGUUCUGGAUUGCCUUGGAGAAAUAUUUGUAUAAUUGACUUUAGAUCACACAACAUGGUAUUUUAACAUUGGCGCGUACUAUGUUACACUGUAUUGUCUCAGAACGUGUUCAGUGUGCGAACGAAUUCGGCGACAGUGUAAAGUUAGCUCUGUGAAGUCCGUUUGUGAUUUGGCGUAUGUAUGUCUGUCUGUAAUCUGUAUUAAAUGAAUUUGAAUUUAAUUGACGAUAAAGAGUAAUAUGUGUAUUGUGUUGUCCAGUAAAUCGGCGAAGGAACCAUGUGUAUCGGCGAGGUAGUUAUAAUAUUUCUCUGAUAUUUGCAGUAACAUGACUCGUUACUGUGUGAUCUGAAGUGCACGGAUGGUAUUUGGAUUGUAAACUAUAUUACAAAAUAAUCGUUAUGAUAAAAGGGCUGUUAAUUCUUAUGAAGAGCAAUAUGACAUAUUAUAUUCUUUGUAGUUUUUUUUAUAUUUAUUAUAUCAUUUUGAAUAAAUAGGCAGAUUCGGGUGGAAAACAUUACAAUUAAUUAAAUGUAAUAGAUGAGGAAUGGCGACCAACACAUUCGACAAUAAAAAUGAGGCGUGGCCAAAUUAUUUCCUCACGUGCCACCUCUGUUCGAUAUUCCAUCCAUCCCCGAUAGAGAUAAUAUUAAAACAACUUGGUGCUACACAUGGUUUCUUCCUCGUCUAUUUUUAAUAGUUUGACGUAUAGGAACUCUUUAUUUGUGUAAUAUCUUGUAAGAUAAAGCAAUAAAGUUGUUUCCUACCAACAUGCACGGUUAGCAUUAAUUUCACCGAUCUCGUAGGCCAGCCACGUGGCCCUGACGUGUAUUUUAAGCAUCCUUUGAAGUGAUAUUUUGUAAAGAUUUUGUGUCUAUUUACUAAAUUAUGAUAUAACAUGUUUAUAAUAUUAUUAUGGGUAUACCUAAUAUAUUGUGGUGACAAAAUGAUUUACAUAAUUUAUACAUUUUAUAGAUAUUCAAAAAUCAAAACCUUGUUGACGGAUAACCUAUUUGCUAUACAGCGGAUAAACAAGUAGUUAGUUCUUCAGAUAAGUCCAAUACAUGUUGGGCGCCGUCCAUACAUUACGUAACACGAAUUUCUCACGUGGCCACAUUUGUGGAACCACCAUCGGUGUGAGGUUAUACAUAACCAGAAAUAGAAUAUAUUUUGAAGUUAUUUUGUUUAAAAUUAUUAUUCUAUGUAUUAAUUUAAUGAACACUUUGUCAAGUGCCGUCAUGAAAGUUAUGACCAUCGGCCCUGUCACGUAAUGUCACUUCGUUGACUUCCUCCCUUUUUAAAGUGUGACGUAAUUUGUGGAUGGUGUCUUGGUUUGAAUUCAGUUUAAUAUCUCAAUAUGUAGUCAUUAUUAUUUCUCACGACUUGUAGUAGGUAUUCAAUUACUAACAAUUAUAAUAUAAACGUAUAUCCUGGUUCAUAAUUAAUAUUCACAAAGGCAAUCAAGGGAAUGUAGAAAUUAUAAUAGAUAUGAGCAAAACAUUUGCAGUGAGAUCUAAUGUUAUUAUUAAAGACUUUUAGUACAUUACAAAAUGUAUGCUGAGUGUUUCUGUUCAGCGACUUUCUGUCAAACAAAACGCAAAAAUGUUACCAAUAUGGCCAUCACUAUUCAUAAUUAAAUAUUAUGUACUGUACUGUAAUAUAUUUUAUGCCCUACUUGAUAACUGUGUUAAAAAUGACCACUAAACAGUAAUUUUGGAAUUAAAUCAAUAUUUUUCGCGUUGUUGGACUACUAACGCCUUUGUUGCCGUUAUGUAUGUUUAAUUACGAAUCGGGAUGAAGUACAGAAUACAUGUCCAGCUGAGGUGGCCUUCAAGUACUUGUGAUCUAACGGCGUAGCGUAUCGAAGCUCUGGACUAUGCGUGAAACAUUACAGACGUCUGGGCAGUAGAGGUUUGUAGAUCAGUUUUGACUAGAGAUAAUAUAUCGAUUUACAAUUUGAAUAAUAAUAAGUUUCCGCAUAAUCUUGUUCGACUUACUGGAUAGCAGUAUUAUCUGUUUUUACAAUUUCUUAUACAUUAACAGUCUUACUUAUAAACUUGUUUUAGCGUUAAGAGGUGGUUAAGAAUUGCUUAAACAGCUGUCAAAAACAUCACCGGCUCCUAGUUUAAACCUAAUUAAGAGGCAAGAUGGCGGGUUUUGAGUUACAGCUGAUUUUUUAUAAGUAAGACUGUAUGUUUUCAACCGUUCUGUCAAAUGUUUUUUUCCAUGCGCGGUGUUGUUGUAGUUGAGUUUCUGUUGCAAUGUACAAUGUUAGACUGGAAAGAAGAGCCAAUGGCUAUAUUCUUCAUAUCGAACCACAGCUUGGAUUUUGUCAGCUCGUAAUAGUCGUCUCUUCAGCUUUAAUUUAAAUUCGAGAUUAAAAUACAUAUGCACUUAGCAAGUAAAAACACGGUAUUUUGGGUAGACAGGUAUUGAAUACAAUGAUUAUAAUUGAUUUAAAUAUUUUAAUAAUGUGUAUUGUCAUUCAAAUAUUUUUAUAACAAUGCUAUAAAUGUUAUUGUGGAUAUCCGAUAGCUCAUUAUGACAAAACCCCCCGGGGUGGCCUUGUAUUUUAUAAUUAGGUUACACAUUGACUGCGUGGCACCCACCUGCUGAGUUUGCAAGUAAGCUCAUACGCCAGGCUUGUGUCAAGGAAGCCUUAUGUCUUAUAAAAAAAUGAAGGCGCGGUAGUGGAUUCGAAUAUUCCGCUCUUUGGCGCGACAAUGAAUGUGUAUUAGUAUGGUAUAUGAUAGUUUUAUUGUGACGCGUAUUUUAGAUGUUUCUAGGAUAUUUAAAGACUUGCACAAAAUGGACAUAAAACUAGUUUUCGGAUUAAAUCGCGGUUUUUUAUAUCUAGUUUUCCUACGUUUCGAAUACUUUGCAGACUUAAUGGUCUCGGGGUGGACUGAAGGCUGCAAUAUCUGAAAACUGGUUUUAUUUCGACGUCUAACAUUUGCGUAAAUAUAAGAAAUCACAUGAAUGUAAUCACAUAGUGUAAUGAAUUGAAAUUAUACGCAAUAGUGUGAUUCGACCGCAACAUAUUGGAAGUUUCCAUAAAAUACCUUGAUCAACUUACAUAAUCUUAUGUAUUUAUUUUAUAGUGUAUAUUUGUGCAAAGUUUCGAGCUAUAGAUUCGACGUGCAGUUUUAUACCUCUCUCACCAUUUAAUCUAAUUUCCAAUGAUUAUUUUUAGAGCGUGCUUCCGUUACAACCGAAAUACACCAGAUUUUAAUGUAAUAUGAAUUGCUAGUAGUUUUGACCAGGCGUUAUGAUGCUGGCGCCACACUUAAUAUUUAAUUUGACUGCGGACACACUUGUGUUUAUGAGUGCACAAUGUCAGUUGCGCUUUACUACUUAAGUGAUGAGGCAUGAGGAGGGUUGCUCCGGUGCAGUUGGCACCGAAGUCAACGCGUCCGUGUCUUGUAUGUAAAUAAAUGUCGUAGUGCCCGUUAUAUCAGUAAACAAAUAUUGCCAAAACUAUCGUAUAAAAUAGCGUUACUACUACCCUAGAAUAAAUCGAAUGAAUUCACCAAGUGCCUGAGGCCGUUGUCAAUGCUGUUUUAAAAUAUCGAAUAAUCUGGUAAUAAUUAUUAUUAUGAAUACGAUUCAUUUUGUUCAGUGUGGCCCUAGCAUCUGCCGGGACACGAUAACUUUAUAAUACUUAAUAUAUUCUGCGUGAAAUUAGUUGAUCUAAAAGGUUUUACUCUGUAUGAGUUGCUUGUUGGUUAUACAAUAAUAAUAUGACGAAUAUAACGAUUAAUGAUUAACAAUAAAAUUGUACAAAACAA